UGAAGGUGAGCCAGUCUCCAUGGACAAAAAGGUGGUCCUGAUCACAGGCUGCUCCUCAGGGAUUGGUCUCAGCCUGGCUGUCCGGCUUGCCUCUGACCCAGACAAAACAUUCAAAGUGUAUGCCACAAUGAGAAACCUGGCCAAGAAGGAGCGUCUUUUAGAAAGUGUGAAAGACCUACACAGGGACACUUUGGACAUACUCCAAAUGGAUGUGACCGACUGGCAGUCCAUCCUGGAUGCAAGAGACAGGGUGGUGGAGAAACGCAUCGACAUUCUGGUGUGUAAUGCUGGUGUGGGUUUAGUGGGGCCACUGGAAGUGCAGUCUUUGGACUCAAUGAGGCAUAUCCUGGAGGUUAACCUCUUAGGUACCAUCCAGACCAUCCAGGCCUUCCUGCCAAAGAUGAAAGCUCAAAACCAGGGACGCAUUCUGGUCACUGGCAGCACGGGAGGACUUCACGGGCUCCCAUUUAACGAGGUCUACUGUGCCAGUAAAUUUGCAAUAGAGGGAGCAUGUGAGAGUUUGGCCAUCCUCCUGCAACACUUCAACAUUCAUGUGAGUCUCAUUGAGUGUGGUCCAGUCCACACUGACUUCUUGGUCAACCUGCAGAAGGCGGAGCUCGGGGACACAUCUCUCCAACAGGUUGAUACCCAAACACUCAAGCUGUAUGAAAAAUACCUGCAGCAUUGUAGCUCCAUUUUCCAAAAUGCCGCACAAGACACGGAAGACGUUGUAAAGGUAUUUCUAGAUGCCAUCCAGUCACCCAGCCCUGCCUUCAGAUACUUCACCAGCAGUGCUGGGCCACCUGUUACCAAACUGAAGGUCACAGAACCAGAUGGCUCAUACAUCAGCGCUAUGAGCAAAGUCAUUUUCUCAGGGGAGGAGCAACAAUUUUGCAGCUAAGCCACCACUGAUGUCGCUCCUGUUUUACUUUAUGCGCACAGGUUAAUAUUCUGCUUGCGUAACCUUGAUUCCCGAAACAAAUUUUAGAGUUCACAGGACUUCAUGUUCUAUUUUUGUGUGUGGCCUAAAAUAGCGCUCCUUAUCAUAAAACAGAAAUGUGAAAAUAGACUUUGUUCUGUGGCGAACUAUUCAAAAAGGA
Messenger RNA from Archocentrus centrarchus (flier cichlid), 1100 nucleotides. It is a transcript of the gene hsd17b1, whose product is annotated as hydroxysteroid (17-beta) dehydrogenase 1. The record is from RefSeq and is a predicted model, not a curated record. Bases 20 to 901 code for a protein of 293 amino acids. Gene Ontology annotation, biological process: estrogen biosynthetic process. The transcript has 6 exons. Gene Ontology annotation, cellular component: cytoplasm; cytosol. Gene Ontology annotation, molecular function: estradiol 17-beta-dehydrogenase [NAD(P)+] activity. NCBI's taxonomy places the organism in Eukaryota, Metazoa, Chordata, Actinopteri, Cichliformes, Cichlidae.